ACCGGUCGUCACCUGCGGGAUGAAGAGGUUUGUAACUAUUGUCCUUCGUGGUCUAGUCAGCCUGUCUAAGGAUAAGAGCUGUGCAAAGGAGCACGUUCGACACAUGAGGAGAGGGCGCAGAAGAGCACGGACUACAGCAAGGUGGAGAAAGAUGAUCCUGACUGUGUAUUUGAGUGAUGGUGAACAGGCUCUGACCGAGGUGCCCAUCACUCCAGAGACGACGUGUCGCGAUGUGGUCGAGUUCUGUAAGGAGCCGGGGGAGAACGGCUGCCACCUGGCUGAAGUGUGGCGGGCAACGGAACGAGCAAUUCCCUUUGACCACAUGAUGUUCGAGCACCUGCAGAAAUGGGGCCCCAGGAAACAGGAAGUGAAGUUCUACUUGCGCCACGAGGACUCGCCCACAGAGAGCAGUGAACCAGGGAGUCAGCAGUCUCAGGAGCAGGUUAACCAAAGGACUGGAAGUAGCUCUGAUAAGCACAAUGAAAAUGGGGUGGCAAACCCUCGCGUGGAGCUCACUCUCUCUGAGUUGCAGGAGAUGGCUACACGGCAACAGCAGCAGAUCGAGGCCCAACAGCAGAUUCUUGUCGCUAAGGAGCAGCGCCUGCGGUAUCUGAAGCAGCAGGAGCGGAGGCAGCAACAGGCCGUAUCCGAGACAGAGAAGCUGCAGAGGCUGAAAGAAAGAGUGGAAAGCCAAGAAGCCAAACUCAAAAAGAUUCAUGCCAUGAGGGGCCAAGUUGAUUACAGCAAAGUCGUCAAUGGCAACCUGUCUGCCGAGAUCGAGCACAUCAGCGGACUGUUCCAGGAGAAGCAGGCAGAGCUUCAAGCAGCCGUGCUCAGGGUAGACCAGCUGAGUCAGCAGCUGGAAGAGUUGCGCAGAGGCAGACUCAACGGCCUGCAGGGUCUCGGGGGUCAUGUCACCGGCACUGCUGCACUGGAGCUCCGCAAGCUUUACCAAGAGCUACAGAUCCGUAACAAGCUAAACCAAGAGCAGAACAGUAAACUGCAGCAGCAGAAAGAGCUGUUGAACAAGCGCAAUAUGGAGGUGACGCUAAUGGACAAGCGCAUCGGCGAGCUCCGUGAACGUCUCUAUAAGAAAAAAGCUGAGCUGAACAAUGCAAGUGGACCUCCAUCACCUCAGCCAAAUGCAGGCACUGCAGGUCGUGUGGCAGCUGUAGGGCCCUAUAUCCAAGUCCCAGUGCCAUCACGCACAGAGAACAACUACAUGGUUCCACCAGAUCCUCUCAAACCUCAGGCACUGGGUAUGAACACUCCAGCCAACCAUGCUCGAUCUAAAUCAGAUGGCGUGAGAAAGCCACAUGGCCCGUGGAAGGUCUCUGAUUUAGACAUCAUUGUGGACCCGUUCCCUCCAUCUCCUCCGGAGUCUGGCCCGGGCCCCGGGGUCUCUGGCACCUCCUGCUCCACAGAGGGGUCAGACGGAGUCUCUUCUAAUGAUGCAGGGUGGCCCACCCUCACCAAGGGCAGUGCAUCUCUGAAGCCUCCAGACUGGAAAGAAUCAGUAGGAGACAUUCCCAGCAAAACAGCGUCCCCUGCUGGCACCCCGUCAGACAAGGACAUGAGUAAACUCGGCCCAGCUCCACCCCCUCCCUGUAAGCCCCAGCCUCCUCCAUACGGGACUCACACCAGAGCCCACACACUUUCGUCUCUCAAUUCUGGCUCCACUGCCUCGCUGGACCGGCGCAAGGAUAUGCCACUAUGUCCUGUCCCAACCCACUUGAACAACCUCCCUAACCCCAAUGCUCCACCCCCACCUUCCUGGUCGCGUGGUGGCUCCUCCAUGGGCUCCUCUUCACAGCAAAUCCAGCAGCGCAUCUCAGUCCCUCCCAGUCCCACGUUCCAGCCCACCUCUCCGCUUUUCCCACCAGGAGAGAGGUCUGACCCCCCACUGGCUGUGGCAGUGCGCCCAUUUAUCCCAGACAGGGGUUCUAGACCACAGUCACCUAGAAAAGGUCCAGCCACUAUGAACUCAAGCUCAAUUUAUCACAUGUAUCUGCAGCAGGGGGUUCCCAAGAAUUUCCCUCUUGGCAAGUCUUCUGUCAAAGCAGUGUAUGGAAAGCCGGUCCUGCCAUCAAGCUCUACUCCCACCUCUCCCCUUCCAUUCCCGGGCUCUGGGUCUUUCCCUAUGCUACCAGGCACUGUAGGCGAUGUGGUAGACAACGAUCUAGAAAUUGAAGGCCAGACAGCAGGUUUCCCAGAAUCCACUGCACCCAGCGUGGACCACAUUCCUCGCCCGCUCAGUCCGACCAAGCUUACACCCAUGGUGCACUCACCCAUGCGUUUCCAGAGUGAUGCCGAGCUUGAGGUCCUGCGCAGGAAGCUGGCCAAUGCUCCAAGGCCGCUAAAGAAGCGCAGCUCCAUCACAGAGCCUGAGGGACCCAGUGGGCCGAACAUCCAGAAGCUCCUCUACCAGCGUUUUAACACGUUGGCUGGUGGAAUUGAAGGAGGCAUUGGAGGAGUGGGAGGAAGCAGUGGAGUCACCCCUUUCUACCAGCCUACAGGACCAACUGUGGGGGAGACACUGUCUGAUGCAGAUAAUGGGAACGCGUCUUCAGCAGCGCCAGCUUUGACUCUCGUGUGUACAGUGGACGUGCCCUCGCAAGACGUACCCCAGAGUGAUGCCAAUGAUAACCAGCCGGUGCAGCCAGCCAGUGAAACAGCAGUUCCAGCAGCAGCAGAGGAGUCCGAAGACGACAACAAUAACAUCCCAGCAGGACCCGCACCCACUUUACCUAGCCCUGUGCCUGAAGCUAGCUCCCCACAGGAGGCAGGAAGCUCACCAGUCACUCAAGCUAUGGAGAAGCGCACUAACCUGAAGAAACCUGACUCAGAAAGGACAGGCCAUGGCUUCAGGGUGAAGUUCAAUCCACUGGCCCUGCUGCUGGAUGCCUCACUCGAGGGCGAGUUUGAUUUGGUGCAGCGGAUCAUCUAUGAGGUGGAGAACCCCAGCACACCGAACGAUGAGGGCAUCACGCCAUUACACAACUCAGUGUGUGCCGGUCACCACCACAUUGUCAAGUUCCUCCUUGACUUCGGAGUUAACGUCAACGCAGCAGAUAGUGACGGCUGGACGCCGCACUGUGCCGCCUCCUGCAACAGUGUUCACCUCUGCAAGGUGCUGGUGGAAUCCGGCGCCGCGAUCUUCGCCAGCACCAUAAGUGAUGUGGAAACAGCGGCAGACAAGUGCGAGGAGAUGGAGGAGGGUUAUAUCCAGUGCUCACAGUUCCUUUAUGGUGUGCAGGAGAAGCUGGGAGUGAUGAAUAAGGGAGUUGUGUACGCUCUGUGGGACUAUGAGGCUCAAAGUGCAGACGAGCUGCCGUUCCAGGAGGGAGAUGCCAUCACUAUCCUGCGCAGGAAAGAUGACACUGAGACAGAGUGGUGGUGGGCCAAACUUAAUGACAAGGAAGGCUAUGUACCUCGUAACCUGCUCGGGUUGUACCCUAGAAUUAAACCACGUCAGAGGUCCCUGGCAUAGCUGGCUACCCCUUUCCCCAUCCAAAUGACUGGACUGAUGUCUGUGGGUGUAGGACCUCCACUAUUUAUCCCCCCAAUCUUUGCUGAUCUAGUUCUUACAAGGUUAAAGCUGCUAAACCAUGCCUUCUUAAUUAGGGGCACCACACACACACACACACACACACACACACAAAUACACAUAUACAGGUUAAACAAAAUGCCUCAGGUCCUAAAGUCUGCCCUAUUACUCCAAUAUCUAGCAUCUCCUCCUCACUUCCCUCCAGCCUGUAAGACUUGGUUUCUCUAUGUAUCAUAUUCUACACAUUCUUCCACCUCUAUCGAAGCACUACUUACUUGGGUUUAUAGCUUUUGUUUUUAAUCCUUGUUUCAGCUUGUGUCGCUCGCUAUCUGAAGCUUUUCGAUACUAUUAUUUUAUGGACAGUAUGCUGGCACACGGCUCCGUCAGAGCAUGGCUGCUUUUGCUUCCAAAGCUUUCAUUUAACAUGGAAAUCUUUAGAGUGAAAAUAGGAUUUGUUAGAAUUGUGUAUUUUACACCGCAUUCAUAUGGAUUAGGAACAAAAGAAUGCGGUCCGAGCGAACGAAUCGUAGCGAUCGAGCAAUGAAAGUGAAAAGAGACCAAAAAAUAAAACGGUUACAUGGGUUAUAUAAAAAAAGGAACAUAUCCUUUAUGUAUGAUGUACAGUCACCGGGCCAAUCAAUUGCAAAAUAUCUGUUUUUUUGUAAUAUGUACGUUAAAGCGAGGGUCUUUGUAUGUGUCGGAUGCAGUGUUAUCAGUAUGAAUGAUCAGCUGCCACUCAGCUGUGAGUGAAGAGUGUGUGUGAGUUCAGUGCACACAGAUGGGCUAUUGAGAUUUCUGAGCUGCACAGCACACAAGAAUUACUUGAAAGAUGACGAAUGGGGUUACGAGUGAAUGAAUGAUGGCGUGUGAGGGCAAGAAACCAAACUGGUGUUGCAGUACCAUUAACAGUAAACCAGCAGUACAAAUGAAUAACAAACUUUGCUACGAUUUUAGUAGAAUGACGUUUUACCCAAAGGGCAAGGUUAGGAACCUUUAAAACAUCUUUUAGUUUUUCUCCACGAGCAAAUCAAGAGGUAUAAUCAGCAUAUGUAUUUACAUCGUUUUACACCGUAUUAUUUUUUUUAAAACCAUUAUUUAAAUGACAUUGUGCCACUCCAUUUUCCCUCCCAGUUUCGAGGUUGAUCUUUACGCCCUGCCUCUGAGGCGGUAAUGAGCUUUAACGUAGAGUUCAUCUGUAAAUACUGUGAUGAAGCUCUGAAAUCGUUUGUGCCGUGUUCAGUACUCGCCUGUGCAGACUUCUCUAUGACGUACCGAGACAAACACUCGCACCUUCUGUUCUCUACAUGUGCACAAAUAAACAUAUCCCAGUAAGACAA
Molecule: messenger RNA, 4884 nt
Organism: Silurus meridionalis
Lineage: Eukaryota; Metazoa; Chordata; Actinopteri; Siluriformes; Siluridae
Gene: ppp1r13bb
Product: protein phosphatase 1, regulatory subunit 13Bb
Biological process (GO): regulation of apoptotic process
Cellular component (GO): nucleus
Molecular function (GO): p53 binding
Source: RefSeq, a predicted model, not a curated record